Danaus plexippus (monarch butterfly) is the source of this 2668-nucleotide messenger RNA. RefSeq names its product sorting nexin-17 (gene Snx17). The transcript has 8 exons. Gene Ontology annotation, biological process: intracellular protein transport. Gene Ontology annotation, cellular component: early endosome. NCBI's taxonomy places the organism in Eukaryota, Metazoa, Arthropoda, Insecta, Lepidoptera, Nymphalidae. Gene Ontology annotation, molecular function: phosphatidylinositol binding. Bases 132 to 1556 code for a protein of 474 amino acids. The record is from RefSeq and is a predicted model, not a curated record.
AAUAUCAAAAAGUGUCAGAUCUCGAAACAAAGUGGGCGAAUUUAUGUUUUGAUUUCGUUCGUAGUUUUAUGAACUUUUACAAGAAAACAAUUUUAGAGUAAUGUGUAUUUAUAAUAGUUUAUAUCGGAAAAAUGCAUUUUUCUAUCCCUGAUUUACAACAAUUUCGCGAUGACAAUGGAAUCACUUACACAGGCUACAAUGUCUACAUCGAUGGAUUCUUUCACUGCACGGCUCGAUACAAACAGCUGCUUAGCCUUCACGAACAACUGCAAGCUCAAUAUCCGCACUUUAAGUUACCACAGUUUCCACCUAAGAAAUUAUUUUUAACUAACUCUCAGCUGGAAGAAAGAAGGACUUUGUUAGAAAAAUACAUUCAAUUAAUUGGACAAAAUCCUGUUUUUGCAAAUUCUGGUAUACUCAUAACAUUCCUAUUUUCUGCUCAACAAGAAACUCAUUCAGUUAGAGUGCAUGUAGUGGAUAUAGAGGUGUCACUGAUGAAUGGUUAUAGAAUACCACUGUCAGUGUCCUCAACGGAUAGCUCUAGUACAGUCUUAGACAUAGCAUGCAACUAUGUUAACCUGUCAAAAGAUCUGACCAAAUAUUUCUCAUUAUAUCUGUUUAAUUGGAGCUGCGCUAAGGACAGACAGCCAUGUAUCAAGAAAUUAGAAGAAUAUGAAUCUCCCUACAUAUCCCAAAAGUAUGUGAGGCCGGAAGACAAAAUUGUGUUGCGGAAAAGUUACUGGGAUCCAUGUUACGACCUAGAUUUAAUGAUAGACAGGGUUUCACUAGAUUUAUUAUAUCUCCAACUCAUCGAAGAACUUGAUCUCGGCUGGAUGGUUGCCGAUCAGGGGACGAGGGAAAUUCUAAGCGAUCACGAAGCUAAGAAACAAAAGAGAGAGUACAUAGAAAUGGCCCGUACGUUGAGGCACUACGGCAGUGUUCCCGCCGGUGAGGCGAUUACUGAGGCUAUUAACGUCGGUGAUGGUAAUGGCUCUAUCCGAGUAAGGGUGUCUCUGGCGUCCAAGGAACUGACCCUCACCAGCCUCGACACAAGACACGAACAGAGGUACAAAGUCACCAGGAUGAGGUGCUGGAGAAUAACUACCUUACACACUAUGGAACGUCAACAAACGAACGGACACGACUCCCUGAUGGACGAGCCGAGUAAAAACUUCGAACUCUCCUUCGAGUAUCUCAUAAGCAAAGACAAUCUCGUUUGGGUCACGCUUAGAACAGAACACGCUAUAUUCAUAAGUGUCUGUUUACAGUCAAUCGUGGAGGAGCUGAUGCGUCAGAAGAACGGCGAAGGUCCUAAAUCCCCUCGUUGUAAGCGAGCGAGUCUGACUUACCUCCGACGUGACGGUUCAACUCACCUCAUCACACCGUCAUCCUCCAGCGAUACUCUCAGCUCUGCGAAUGGCGAUUCAUCUGGCAGUUCGAGGGAAUUGUUUUCAGUACAAAAGCUAACAGAAAAAUUCGCAUCAGUGGCCUUCAAGACGGGCAGAGAUUGUGUUGAAAACAACGCGUUUGAGGCCAUCGGUGAUGAGGAACUAUAAGGGUUUGAAUUAUUCUCCCAAAGAAUGACCAGCAAUGAAAAUGUAGUUGAUGCCAAUACUGUACAGAAUUUAUUUUAUACUUAUGAAGUAUCCCCCGAAUUUCUUUUUUUUUCUUUUUUUGUGUACAUAAACUUUAUUAAGCGGUUAUAAUAAUGAGAUGUUUAUUUUAAUUUGGCUAUGAAUACAUUGAGCCAUACGCUUGCCAUAUCUUGAUUUAUUUAUACUUCUAACAAAACAUGAAUAUGAUUAAGAAUAUUUUUGUUCUUCAAUUUUAAUUUCCUAAAUAAAAACAGUACAUUAAUAAGUAUAUCAUGUAUGUAAUGUUAAGUGUUGACCGACAACAGAAUAAAAAAGAUAAAUAUUCAUAUAAAAUCAAUGUAUUUUAAUGGUCUUAAUAGGUGUUUGCAAAAUCCUAUAAUUGGUAAAUAAGGACUAAAUCAAAGUCCAUUCUUGAUAAAUACUGGUCCUUAAUAUUCUCAAAUGUCUCAAGUUGUCCAAAGAGUUUAAUUUGCGAUCAUAUUUAAGUCAGUGUUGCCAUCAUCAAUUAAUUCAUAUUCUUAUAAUAUGAAAAUUUUAUAUCACUAGUUAUAAAUGACCAUUACUCUUUUGUCUAUACAUAUUUGGGCCAAUAAACACCCCAUGAUAUAUGAUAUUCAAAGCUAAAAUUAAUAUAGAAUUUAUUUUUAGACAAACAUGAACAAUUAUAAUUUUUACUAUAUAUUAAGUCUUUAUUUCCUGUACAUGUCACUCCUGAUUUUUAAUACUAGUUUUUAAUUUACGACCUAAGUUUAACAUAAAUCUGAUUCUAUUGAUCAAACGGUUUUCAUCUAAACUUGUCUUGAUAAGAUAUACAUAGAUGUAAAGCAUUUGCGAUUAGAGAAUGUCUCUUUUUUUUAUACAUAAGUAUAAUAAUUUUUGUUUGUUAUUUUAUAUUCAACAUAUCUCUGUAAUUAAGUCAUAUUUAAGUCAAUGAAUUAUGAAUUUGGGAAAUUCUUUAUAAUUUAGUACAAUAAAAUGAAUAUAAGUAAAUGUUCUCUGAAGUCAUCAAAAUAUGUUUGUAAUAUUUUUAUUGUUAUGUACAUUUUUCUUAAUAAAAUAUAUUUUCACAUUAA